AACUACAUUUCCCGGUGAGAGAGCGGCUCCGGCCGGUCGCGCCGUACCGGAGCGUCGCACUGUUAGCGGCCAGAGAGCCUGGGAGGGGCAGAUCGAAAAGGGAGUACUUCUGCCCUGGUCUCCGUGCUCUGGCGGUGCAAGAGGCUCUGCUUUCCCUCGCCCCGCCGUCGGGUGCCCCCUGCCCGCCUCCUCGUGUCAGCUUUUCCUGGGCCCCGCCAGGAAAGUCUGGGCGUGGAAAUUCGGAGGCAGCGGCGGCUGCCCAGCACGGGAGUGUGGGGCGCGCCCCUCAGCGGCCCAGCCUACAGAGGGUCCGGCCCGCGCCUCCAUGGGCCCGACCCGGAAGCCCAACGUGUGCCGCCGGCUGAGUCGCCGGGCUCUGGGCUGCUUCUCGCGCGACGCAGGCGUGGUGCAGAGGACCAACCUGGGCAUCCUGAGGGCGCUGGUGUGCCAGGAAAGUACUAAAUUUAAGAAUGUUUGGACAACUCAUUCCAGGUCACCUAUAGCCUAUGAGAGAGGAAGAAUAUAUUUUGACAAUUAUCGGCGCUGUGUCAGCAGUGUUGCAUCUGAGCCAAGAAAACUUUAUGAAAUGCCAAAAUGUUCCAAAUCAGAAAAAAUAGAGGAUGCUUUAUUAUGGGAAUGCCCAGUGGGAGAUAUACUUCCCAAUUCAUCAGAUUAUAAGUCCUCACUCAUAGCACUGACUGCUCAUAAUUGGCUACUUCGUAUAUCAGCAACUACGGGAAAAAUCCUUGAGAAAAUAUAUCUUGCACCUUAUUGCAAAUUCAGAUACUUGAGCUGGGACACUCCUCAAGAAAUCAUUGCAGUUAAGUCAGCUCAGAACAGAGGCUCAGCAGUGGCCCGGCAGGCAGGCAUUCAACAACCUGUUUUGCUGUACCUUGCAGUGUUCCGAGUUCUACCUUUUUCACUUGUAGGGAUUCUAGAGAUCAAUAAAAAGAUUUUUGGGAACGUUACAGACGCUACCUUGUCUCAUGGAAUACUGAUUGUGAUGUACAGCUCAGGACUGGUCAGACUCUAUAGCUUCCAAACCAUCGCUGAACAGUUCAUGCAACAGAAACUUGACUUAGGGUGUGCAUGCAGAUGGGGUGGGACUACUGGAACUGUAGGAGAGGCUCCUUUUGGCAUUCCUUGUAAUAUUAAAAUCACAGACCUACCACCACUGCUCUUUGAGGUGUCAUCCCUGGAGAAUGCUUUUCAGAUUGGAGGCCAUCCUUGGCACUACAUCAUCACACCUAAUAAGAGGAAACAGAAAGGAGUUUUCCAUAUUUGUGCCCUAAAAGACAAUUGCCUGGCAAAAAACGGGAUCCAGGAAAUGGAUUGCUGUUCUCUAGAAUCUGACUGGAUCUAUUUCCAUCCUGAUGCUUCUGGUAGAAUAAUACAUGUUGGCCCAAAUCAAGUCAAAGUUUUGAAGCUGACUGAAAUAGAAAAUAAUAGUUUUCAGCAUCAGAUCUCUGAAGAUUUUGUCAUUUUGGCCAACAGGGAGAACAAUAAAAAUGAAAAUGUACUCACUGUUACAGCUUCUGGACGGGUGGUAAAAAAAAGUUUUAACCUUCUGGAUGAUGACCCAGAACAAGAGACUUUCAAAAUUGUGGACUAUGAAGAUGAGUUAGAUUUGCUUUCUGUGGUAGCUGUUACUCAAAUCGACGCUGAAGGAAAAGCUCACCUGGAUUUCCACUGUAAUGAAUAUGGAACUUUACUUAAAAGCAUUCCACUAGUGGAGUCAUGGGAUGUGACAUACAGCCAUGAAGUCUACUUUGACAGAGACUUAGUGCUACACAUAGAGCAGAAACCCAACAGAGUCUUCAGCUGCUAUGUUUACCAGAUGGUAUGUAACACUGCGGAAGAAGAAGAAACCAUAAACAGAAGCUGUUAAAAAGAGUGAGAUAAUUGUAACCUAGAGACUUUAAGCCAAACACCCCAGCAGCUGUGUCCAAUCCAUUUUAUUAUCUGCAUGGCACAUUCUCCAAUAUUUUCCAAAAAAGUCUUGUGUUGACUUCAGAUGACUAUGACUUCUUUUUUAAACUCUUCCUAUAAAAGAUGGUGAGGACCUCAUUUUUUGUAAAGGUUUUUUAGAAUACUGUUCCAAGAAGUUUAGUGUUUUGCAGCUUUGAGCUAGGUGGUAAUGCAAAUAUAAAAUGCUGGGAAAAGAAAAGGACAGGUUAAUUCCAAUUGUUGAGGAGUAAGUCAUUGAUGGGAUGGGUCAUUGAUGGGUUCUUAAAGGAUGGUUUGGAAUUUUGUUUGUUAAGGCUAGGAAAGACAGGGAGAGACAAAAGUAAACAUGCAGAGAGAAACCACAUAUCCUCUAUACCAAACUUUGCUUAAGGAUGAGAAAUGAGAUGUGUUAUGUGAGAACAUUAUUUUGAGCCCAAAAUGUGUCAUCACAGUUUUUUAAAAUCUUAUACAUGUAUUUAUAUGUGUUUUGUAUUUGUAUAUGUAGUAUCAGGAAUUGGUUCUAGUUCCCAAAUUAUCUUUUCUUCCUUGGUUUUGUUCUCCUGGCUUGAUGUUCACAUUGAAUAGUUGUGUUUCUAUAUAGACUAAUGUAAAAGAUUCCAAGCAAACCUUAAGUGAAAUGUUUUUCUGAUAUGCAUCCUGUUUAGCUUUUAAUGUAUCUAAGGAUGUUCUCAUCUCACCAUUCUAUUCAUUUAGUGAGUUUUCUGAUCUUAAAUGUUUAGGCAAUAUUUUCAUACUUACGCAGUAAGAUAAAGGUACCCUUGCCUGCACUAGUUCUGUUUCCUGUAGAAGAGUAGAUAAGGUCCCAGGAGGAGUUCUUACUAGCUUGGGGGUUGCCUGAUUAACCAGAGAAAAUUUUUGGCUUACUUAUGAAACAAGCAUUAUUUCUUCUUUGUUAGGAAAGAUCUAAAUAUGAUCCUUGAACCUUAAUAAUCAUUCUUUAAAAAAUUAAAGGCAACCCAAUUAAAGGGAGAAAAUGUUUCUUUGUGCUUCCUGUUUGAGAAAUUCAGUUGCUUCCAUUUCGCAUGUUCUGCACAUUUAUCUCAUUUAACCUCAAAAGAAUAACUAGUAAUAAGGAAUUUAUUACAGCAGCAACAAUCAUUGCUGAUUCAAGUUUAAGGUUAAAAUAUGGAAUUUUAGCUUGGAUGAUUUACAUUAAAAUCUUUCCAUUUUUUUCUUCAGUUUUGGCUUGAUGCCAUGUUAAGAAUGAUGUGAAUUCUUCCCAGUUCUGCGCUGGUGCUAGACAUUGCCCCAUACUUUCAGUUAGACACUAGCUAUAUCUAAAUAGUCCCACUCAGUAAACUUACAUCUUGAAAAACAAGACCAGUAAGAGGACAGGGAAAGUACUAAAGAAAGGAACCAAUGUUGUGUGAGUUUCAAAGCAGAUGCAAGGCUGUGUAAAAGUAGAAUGUUCAUUCUCCAUUUCCAAGAGUGUUUCAGGAUAGGACGUCUUAAGACUUCAAUCAUGUC
Molecule: messenger RNA, 3435 nt
Organism: Piliocolobus tephrosceles (Ugandan red Colobus)
Lineage: Eukaryota; Metazoa; Chordata; Mammalia; Primates; Cercopithecidae
Gene: DCAF17
Product: DDB1 and CUL4 associated factor 17
Exons: 14
Coding region: 326-1888 (520 amino acids)
Biological process (GO): protein ubiquitination
Cellular component (GO): Cul4-RING E3 ubiquitin ligase complex
Source: RefSeq, a predicted model, not a curated record